UGGUAUUGCGUGUACGCCUGUCAGCAGAUAAAGUUUUAGAAACGUAAACACUCCAGCCGGUACGAUUACUAGGAUUUUUAUGAAAUUAAAAAGAGCCUCACUCUCGUAGCCUCUUAGUAAUCUGUUAAGAAAUUCGGACGAGCAAUGCAUACGGUUUUGACGAGAGGAAACGCCAUCCUGGCGUACACACUCAGUGUGCUCGCAGGACUGACGUUUUGUUGCUUCCUCUCGACUUUGUUCGUCGAUUACAGAACAGAGGCUCACAUGAACACCGUCAAAGUAGUUGUCAAAAACGUACCCGACUACAGUGCUUCAAGGGACGAAAACGACCUAGGGUUCCUCACUUUUGAUCUGCAAACUGACCUUACACACCUGUUCAACUGGAAUGUGAAACAACUAUUCCUCUACCUCACCGCAGAAUACCAGACGCCCAACAAUGCCUUGAAUCAGGUUGUGCUCUGGGAUAAAAUCAUUCAGAGAGGUGAGAACGCCGUGCUGGACUUCAAGAACGUAAACACGAAGUACUACUUCUGGGAUGAUGGAGAAGGAUUGAAGGGCCACAAGAAUGUUACUCUGACCUUGUCUUGGAAUGUGAUUCCAAAUGCGGGGCUUUUACCAAACAUCUUUGCUAUCGGGCAACAUUCUUUCCAGUUUCCCAAUGAAUACGCCAAGACGAGAAUGUGAAAGUUUGAAUGAUGUUCUAAUUAUGUAAGUAAAGGAUUAUGAAUGGAAAAUAAAUUUUUUGUUGUAA
This is a messenger RNA of Neocloeon triangulifer, 751 nucleotides long. RefSeq names its product signal peptidase complex subunit 3 (gene Spase22-23). The coding region runs from base 145 to 684 and encodes 179 amino acids. Gene Ontology annotation, biological process: protein targeting to ER. The record is from RefSeq and is a predicted model, not a curated record. The transcript is spliced from 5 exons. NCBI's taxonomy places the organism in Eukaryota, Metazoa, Arthropoda, Insecta, Ephemeroptera, Baetidae. Gene Ontology annotation, cellular component: signal peptidase complex; membrane.